Molecule: messenger RNA, 662 nt
Organism: Calidris pugnax (ruff)
Lineage: Eukaryota; Metazoa; Chordata; Aves; Charadriiformes; Scolopacidae
Product: long-chain fatty acid transport protein 3-like
Exons: 4
Coding region: 243-662 (139 amino acids)
Cellular component (GO): endoplasmic reticulum
Molecular function (GO): long-chain fatty acid transmembrane transporter activity; long-chain fatty acid-CoA ligase activity
Source: RefSeq, a predicted model, not a curated record
CUCCUCCUUCUCCUCCUUCUCCUCCUUCUCCUCCUUCUCCUCCUUCUCCUCCUCCUCCUCCUCCUCCCUCCCCAGCUCUCUUUGCCCUGGUGGAGCCCAUCCUGCCCGACCUGCAGGAGGAUGGCAUCGUGGUGUGGGUGCUGGGGGGGGGCCCGUACCCCCCCGGCGCCGUGGCCCUUCAGGAGCUGCUGGAGGCGGCCUCGGAGGAGCUGGAUCCUGAGGAGGUUUGGGUGCCCCGGGACAUGAACGACACGUGUCUCUACAUCUUCACCUCGGGCACCACCGGUCUCCCCAAAGCCGCCCGCGUCUCCCACCUCAAAUCCAUCAUGUGCCUGAGCUUCUACGAGCUGGUGGGGGCCUCCAGCCGGGACGUGGUCUACCUGGCACUGCCCCUCUACCACAUGGCCGGCUCCCUCCUGGGCAUCGUGGGCUGCAUCGGCAUCGGAGCCACUUGUGUGUUGAAGGAGAAGUUCUCAGCCAGCCAGUUCUGGGAGGACUGUCGCGCCGAAGGGGUCACCGUCUUCCAGUACAUCGGGGAGCUCUGCCGCUACCUGGUCAACCAGCCCCAGGUCUUGGAGGGGUGGGGGGGUUUUGGGGACCCCGGGAGGGAGAUGCAGCGCUACAGGCUGGGGGAAGUGCUGCAUUUGCGUGGGGAUGAGUGA